AUGGCUACUUCUCUUUCUUCAAUACCUCCUGAUCAGACUGUCAUCAAGCUUCCGCAUCCCUACCAGACCGAGUACUCUAUCCAAAAAGUCUCGCCACAGCAAAAUGGGGACGACAAUGCGGAACAAUAUCGAUUGAAUAUCAAGCCCAAUGUCUCUUCAGGAAAGAAGCCUCCCGUCGAGCUUCACACAUCCAAAGCCGUCUUCACCGAGCCAAUUGAUCUCAAAUCGAGUGAGUUGCCGCCGCAUUCGAACAACAGCGCAUGGGCUCGCGCCAGACGGUCGCCAGGCGCAAGUAUAUCGUGGGAUGGCCUUACAGAGCGCCCCACGUUGGCGCAGGCGUGGAUGAUUCUUUACGUGUUAUUCACGACGCGGCCUUCUACAGAGUCACUCAGACUGGAGCUCAGGGGCGCAAAUGCCAUUGUGCUGGGACAGCAGCUGAAGGAUGUCGCGCUCGCCAUUGAUCAUCCACUGCGCCCUCGAGAGAAGCCAGGCCCAUCGACAACGACAGAUACAGAUGUUGUCUUGGCUCUGCGGGCUACCUUCUGGCAGGGCGCCGGAUCUCCUUUUGGCCCUCGACCUGUCUGGUGCCCCGAAGAGUCUCCGUCGUCUCUGCCAUCAUCCAACCCGCUGAAUUCGUAUCCCAUGACUCCCCUUCAGCAUACGAUGACCAUUACAUCGGCUGGCGAUCCCCAAGAUCCUGAGCGAAGCCAGCAGACGUGGCAUCCCCUUCGACCCGCCAAGCCAGCUCCGGGCGCCGUCAUCUACAGCCGAUGGAUCCCCCAUCUGCAAGAAACAUUUUCAAUGGUAUCGCUUGACUGGCAAGACGCUGACCAUCUGAGGCUAUUCCACGAGUGGCAAAACGAUCCUCGCGUAUCUCAGGGCUGGAAUGAGACGGGCACUUUGGAGCAGCACCGAGAGUACCUCCGGAAGAUACACGUUGAUCCUCACCAGGUUGCCGUGCUGGCCAAGUGGGACGACGAAUAUUUCGCCUACUUUGAGAUUUACUGGGCCAAGGAGGAUCGACUUGGCAGUUACUACGACGCCGGCGACUUCGAUCGCGGUCGCCAUUCCCUCGUCGGCGAUGUCCGUUUCCGAGGCCCGCACCGUGUGUCGGCCUGGUGGAGCAGCCUGAUGCAUUAUCUCUAUCUCGAUGACCCCCGAACAAUGUAUGUCGUGGGCGAGCCCAAAGACAGCAACUCCACGGUAGUCAUGUACGACCUCAUCCAUGGUUUUGGCCUGGAUAAGUUUGUCGACCUGCCACAUAAGCGCAGCGCAUUCGUGCGGUGCCACAGAGAGCGCUUCUUCCAGCUGUGUCCUCUGGGCGAUAACGAAAAGGCUGUUGGUGGAAUGAGGAUUGGGCUGGUGCCGAAGUUGUAA
Molecule: messenger RNA, 1377 nt
Organism: Trichoderma atroviride IMI 206040
Lineage: Eukaryota; Fungi; Ascomycota; Sordariomycetes; Hypocreales; Hypocreaceae
Biological process (GO): siderophore biosynthetic process
Source: RefSeq, a predicted model, not a curated record